Molecule: messenger RNA, 1226 nt
Organism: Gastrolobium bilobum
Lineage: Eukaryota; Viridiplantae; Streptophyta; Magnoliopsida; Fabales; Fabaceae
Product: nuclear transcription factor Y subunit B-3-like
Exons: 1
Coding region: 302-895 (197 amino acids)
Biological process (GO): regulation of transcription by RNA polymerase II
Cellular component (GO): nucleus; CCAAT-binding factor complex
Molecular function (GO): DNA-binding transcription activator activity, RNA polymerase II-specific; RNA polymerase II cis-regulatory region sequence-specific DNA binding; protein heterodimerization activity
Source: RefSeq, a predicted model, not a curated record
CAUUUCCCUUACCCUUUCCACCUCCCUCCUCUCGCCACUCCUCGCCGGCGGGAGACCUCCGCCGCCGAUCGCCGGCUGUCCAUCUCCCACCCUGUCCACCUCCAUCAUCAGCUUUAAUUCGUCGAUAUUUCUCCUUCAAGUCAACGCUACGCUACGCAACGCAGAUUCUUCAAUUGAAAUCCCUCGUUCCAAAUAUGAAUGCUUCGAACUUCGAUGAAAUAGCGAAAGUGAGGGAUUUCAAUUGAACGAGUGAAUUUGUGAGAUUUGUAAGGAUAUUGAGUUGAGCGAGUGAGUGAGUUGGAUGGCGGACUCGGACAACGACUCAGGAGGGACACACAACGCAGGGAACAAUGCGAACAGCAACGAGUUAUCGCCUCGGGAGCAAGACAGGUUCUUACCGAUAGCGAACGUGAGCAGGAUCAUGAAGAAGGCUUUGCCGGCGAACGCGAAGAUCUCGAAGGACGCCAAGGAGACGGUGCAGGAAUGCGUGUCGGAGUUCAUAAGCUUCAUCACCGGCGAGGCCUCCGAUAAGUGCCAGAGGGAGAAGCGCAAGACCAUCAAUGGCGACGACUUGCUCUGGGCCAUGACCACCUUGGGCUUCGAGGAGUACGUGGAUCCACUCAAGAUAUACCUUCAGCGAUUCAGGGAGAUGGAAGGGGAGAAGACCGUCGCCGCGCGUGAUAAGGAGGUCGGCGGUGCUUCUUCCGCCGCCGUUAACAGUGGGUACGAGUAUGGAGGUGGAGGUUCAAUGGGGAUGAUGGUGCAUCAGGGACACGUGUACGGUUCCGGUGGGUUUCAUCAAGUGGCUGUCACUGGUAAUAGUGCUGGUCCUGUUAUGGGUAAGGGUGGGCCCAGUUAUCCUGGUGCUGGAUCUAAUGCAGGUAGACCCAGAUAGAUAGAUGUGGUCUGCACAAAAAGUUUUAAUUUUAAUUUUUAAUUCUAAAUCAUAAAAUGCAAGACUAAUAGUUAAUUUGGGGGCACUAGGUAAUUAGACCGAAAAAAUAAAUAUGAAUUCUAAUAUUAAUGGUGAUUGGCAGGCACUCUCUUCAGAAGCCAAAAUUGGGUUAGUAUUUGAAACUGUUGUGUGAUAGAAAUAGUGCUUCUUUCCUUUUUGUACAAUAUGUAUUAUUUACGUCCAAAUUGUCAAAUAUUUAUUUUUCUUGCCUGGUGUAUAUUGAUAUGGGUUAAUUAUUUACUGAGGACGGUGAAGGGAGUAAAGAUAGGAU